Oryza sativa Japonica Group (Japanese rice) is the source of this 2555-nucleotide messenger RNA. RefSeq names its product protein ALTERED PHOSPHATE STARVATION RESPONSE 1. Lineage: Eukaryota; Viridiplantae; Streptophyta; Magnoliopsida; Poales; Poaceae. The record is from RefSeq and is a predicted model, not a curated record.
UUCUUCCUCCCCCAACAAAACCUCACCUUCACCACCCUUCCUCUCAUCUCUCCCACUGUCUCUUGCACACACCCCCACUUUGACUUUGACCACUCCUCUCCUCCCCAUCACUCUCACUCUCCUCUAAACCCUGCACAAAACCCUCGUUUAGUGGUGGUGGUGGUGGGAUGGGGAACUGCGCCGCGUCCCGCCUCGCCGGCGGCGGGGGCGGGGGCGGGUGCGGGGACCCCGUGGCGGUGUGCCGCGACCGGAAGCGGCUCAUCAAGGCGGCGGCGGACCGUAGGUUCGCGCUGGCCGGGGCGCACGCGGCGUACGCGGCGGCGCUGCGGUCGGUCGCCGACGCGGUGGACGUGUUCGUCGCGCGCCACACCGCGCCGGCGCCGAUACUCAUCACGCUCCCCACCCCGACGGGCUCGCCCCCCGCGUCCCCCGCCCCCGCCCCCGCGCCCGCGGCGCUCGCCUCGGUGGCGCAGGGGGGGGAGGAGGAGGAGGGGAAGGCGGAGGUGGAUGACGGCGGCGGCGCGCGGACGCCGGAUUUGGGGUGCCCCUACUACUACGCCCCACCGGAGACGGCGACGGCGACGCCGCCGCCGCCGCCUCCUGCGGCGUCGGCGGUUGGAGGGUGGGAUUUCUUUAACCCGUUCUACGGAACGGAGGAGGUGGCGGCCGCGGCCAUCAGCGACGAGGAGAUGCGCGCGGUGAGGGAGCGGGAGGGGAUCCCGGAGCUAGAGGAGGCGGAGGAGGAAGACGACGAGGGGGCAAAGUCCGCGGCGGCGGCGAACGCCAAGACCCCCAAAGCAGCGGAAACUUCGCUCGGAGUGACCAAGCAAGAAGAGGCCAAAGACGUGUGCGAGGUAGCGAGCAACAAUGGCGGCCGCGGCGGCGGGCUGGAGGUGGCCGUGUCGCAGCCCGGGCGCGAGCUGCUCGCGGCGCUCAAGGAGAUCGAGGAGCUCUUCGCGCGCGCCGCCGAGGCCGGCAAGGAGGUCACCGCCAUGCUCGAGGCCGCCUCCCGUGUCCCCGAGCUCAAAGAAAAUUCAUCAAAAAUAAUCCAUGCCAUUACAUGGCACCGAUCCCCAUCAUCGGUGUCCUCAUCCUACAGGAGUGAGCUGGGAGCCAGCUCGAACAGUUUGUCAUGGACAGACAAGAGUGAAACUAAGAGUGAUAUAUUCGAUGACUAUGGCGGAAUGAAGUCAGGAAGUCACUCACAGACUUUAGGGAGAUUGUAUGCCUGGGAGAAGAAACUCUAUGAAGAAGUUAAGGCUAUAGAUCAAAUCCGACAAACUUAUGAGAAGAAGUGCGUGCAGCUGAGGAACCAAGACGCCAAAGGUUCAGAACUGCGCUGCGCUGAAAAAACUAGGACAACUGUUAGAGACUUGUACACAAGGAUCUGGGUUUCUCUACGUGCAGCGGAAUCAAUAUCUGAUAGAAUUCAAAAAUUGCGGGAUGAGGAACUGCAACCACAACUUGUUGAGCUUUUGCAGGGGCUGACAAGAACUUGGAAAAUAAUGGUGGACUCACAUGAAACCCAGAGACAGAUAAUGUUUGAGGUGAAUUCGUUCACCUGCCCUGCUUAUGGCAAAUUCUGUAACGAUGCCCAGCGGCAUGCUACUCUUAAGUUGGAGGCUGAACUGCGUAACUGGAGGUCCUGCUUUAUGAUCUAUGUCAGUGCUCAGAAAGCAUACAUUGAAGCUCUUGAUGGCUGGCUCUCCAAGUUUAUCCUAACGGAUACCAUCCGUUAUUCUCGAGGGAUAUCGUCGAUUGCUCCUGAUAGGUCCAGUGCUCCACCUUUGGUCGUGAUUUGUCAUGACUGGUACACUACGCUGUCAAAGUUUCAAAACAAGCGGGUAGCUUUCACCAUGAGAAACUUCAUCAGAAGCGUGAGAGUGCUAUGGCUCAAGCAAGGGGAAGAGCAACAGCAGAAAAGAAAGGUGGACAGCCUCGCGAAAGAGAUGGACAAGAAGAUCAGUGCUUACAAGAGAGCAGAGAACAAGGUUAUUGAGACCAAGCUUCUGGAGCACAGACCUGAGCAGGACGCGAAGCAGCGCAUGGAGCACCUGUCGGAGAAGAAGGAAAUGCUGAAUGUGCUGAGGAAGAGGGUCGAGGCCGAGAAAGCGAAGCACCACGCCUGUAUGCGCGAUACGCACGAUGUUACUCUCAACGGGUUCAAGAUCGGCCUGGCCAGCAUAUUCGAGUCGCUGACCGAAUUCUCCAAGGAUUCCGUCAAACUCUACGAAGACCUUCUAACGCAUGCCGAACCCAAAGGUUCGGAGGACGCUACCGAGAAACGGCCCUGCGUGGAGGGGCCAUACUCUCAGAUUUCAGUGGAUGCUACAUGACUGUCUCAGUGCCCCCACAUUCAGUAGGAGCUUGUUGCAUUUGCCCCAGUUUUUGGACCCCUAGAAUGUGCGUGCUGAUGUUAACCUGUAGAGUAGUGUAGUAGUACCAUGUUGGUUGUGUGUGGUGGGGCGGUAGGGUCAUUCUUGUGGGCAUCUACUUACUGCUUGUAAUUAUUCGUUUUAGUUUGAUAUCAGAGAGGAUUGAUUCUCUUUGUUGCC